UGGAAGGGCAGGAAAGGGUAGUUUUAUGUUAAUAGCUCUUAGAAACAGCCCUCUGGGACCCGGCGGGUUCCCAGCGUGGUCCAGGUGGGUGGGGAGGGAUGCUGGGGAUGCUGCUGGGGCGCAGCCCUGGGCUGUGGCGGCGGGGGGCUCGGCAGGUCCUGCUCCCCACCAGAUUCAUCAGUGGCAAAGCCAAGAAGGAUCAGGAGGCAGCUUCACAGACGGCUAUUCCAGGUUACAAAGCAUUCAAAAAUGACAGAAGGCCUACAAAUUUUGAUAAAAAAGUGUUAGUGUGGGCAGGACGCUUUAAAAAGGAGGAGGACAUUCCGAAGUAUAUAUCGUCUGAGGUCCUCGACGCAGCAAGGAACAGCGUCAGGAUAAAGGUUUGCUACAUCAUGAUUGCACUGACCUUGCUGGGCUGUUUGGCCAUGGUAAUCACAGGCAAAGAAGCUGCUAAAAAGGAUCAAACAUUGCUGAGGAUGAACACAGAAAAGAAGGCCAAAUGGAAGGCUGAGGUGGAGGCAGCUCUUGAGAAACCACAAUGAUUUGCAACAGAUUUCUUUUAACAGCAGGAGAUACGCGAUUUGCACACAUGGCAUAUGUACCUGUCUUCAUUUCACUAUUUGGAGCUUUUUCACUGAAACUCUCAGGGCAAGGAUUUCACUGCUUAAAAACUGCCACAUACAAACUGGGAAACUCCUAUGGAAACUCCAGGAGCUGCUUCCUGUGACCUCUGCUCGUUGACACUGGGUUCUGCUGAAAUAAAGGAAUCUCUUCUAAAUGGGAAAGUGUGGGACGGACAGAUGCAGGACUCCUCGGCUCAGGAUCAGCUUUUCAUGGUGCUGCUGAUGCUCAGGGUGGCUGUGGGGCUGUCUCCUCACAGCCAGGAAGGACAUGGCCCUACAUCAGAGAACACCCCAUUCCACCCAAUGCCUGUAGGGCAAACAGCCUCGGCCAAAGGGACCUAGAGCAGGGGGAAAAGGACUCUGAAACAUGUUUUGCAAGCACAAAGAGGUCAAUUAUCUCCACCUCUGAACUUGCUGCCAUCAGUGCCCUCUUCUUUCCCUCAUAGGGUCUCAUGGCCAGGGAAGAGGGGACAUGAGCAUGAAGAGGGGCUGGGAUGAUGGAGGAGUGUGAGCAGACCCUGAUGACUGAUUUAGGCCAACAGGGGCUUUAGGACAGAGGACAUGGCAGUAUGUGGAGUGGUAGCAUGGCUAUGUGGAGUGGUUUGGUUGCUGUGGGGCAGCCCCAGGAACUCACGCCCAGCACUGGGAUCCUGGCCUGGAGGCACCUCUCGUCCUGCUGCACCUCACUGGUUUUUCAUCUUUUGCUUCCAGUAAUCAUCAGGAAAGUUCUCUAGUACUUUCUUAGUUUUGAUUUUAGCCAGGAGUAAUUGUUAAUACAUUGUUUGCUAAAACUGCAUUCUUUUUAAUCAUCAUAGUUCAUUAAUUCAUAAUAAAACAGCUGUCCAAUUAUAUCUAAAAAACCCACCACAUCUCUUCACAGCUUCGUUUAACGUGUCACCAAACUCUCUGGGAUGGUGUUUAACAGAUGGGAGACAUCCUAACGAUCAACUAAAAGUUUCGUUUUCAUAAAGUGAUGGAACUUAA
This is a messenger RNA of Calidris pugnax (ruff), 1607 nucleotides long. Its product is annotated as protein FAM162B-like. Gene Ontology annotation, biological process: cellular response to hypoxia; neuron apoptotic process; positive regulation of release of cytochrome c from mitochondria. Lineage: Eukaryota; Metazoa; Chordata; Aves; Charadriiformes; Scolopacidae. The transcript has 4 exons. The record is from RefSeq and is a predicted model, not a curated record. Gene Ontology annotation, cellular component: mitochondrion. The coding region runs from base 99 to 542 and encodes 147 amino acids.